Penaeus monodon (black tiger shrimp) is the source of this 2525-nucleotide messenger RNA. It is a transcript of the gene muskelin, whose product is annotated as muskelin-like. Bases 48 to 2372 code for a protein of 774 amino acids. The record is from RefSeq and is a predicted model, not a curated record. Gene Ontology annotation, cellular component: cytoplasm. Gene Ontology annotation, molecular function: protein binding. The transcript has 17 exons. Lineage: Eukaryota; Metazoa; Arthropoda; Malacostraca; Decapoda; Penaeidae.
CGCCCGCGACGCCAUGACGGAACAGCUGAUCGCCAACCACAACAACAAUGGCCGAGGCUCCCUCUCAAGACACCGCCAACCUCAAGUACUCCAUUCACAAAUAUUCCACCUUCUCUGCCAAUUAUGCGCCGGAAAAUAUUCUGGAAGACAAACCAAAUGACCAGGCGUCACGAUGGUCUUCCGAUUCAAAUAAUCCACCACAGUUCCUGAUAUUAAAACUAGAACGUCCAGCAGUGUUAAAAACUAUAACUUUUGGGAAGUAUGAAAAAGUACACGUCUGCAACAUCAAAAAAUUUAGGGUCUAUGGAGGUUUAUCAGAUGACAACAUGGUGCUCCUGUUAGAGAGUGGAUUGAAAAAUGACACUGUCCCUGAGACUUUUCUAUUAAAGCACACAGUGUCUGGACAUCAGUUUCCAGUUCGCUAUGUAAAGAUAGUUCCUUUACAGUCAUGGGGAUCAACCUUCAACUUUAGUAUUUGGCAUGUUAGUCUUGGAGGCUGUGAGGACUGGAACAUUGUGCAGAAGUGUAUCAACUGGUAUACAACUUAUCGGGAAAGAGAAGCCAUCCGCCUGUGUCUGAAACAUUUUCGCCAGCAUAAUUACACAGAAGCAUUUGAAUCUCUGGAGAAGAGGACACGCGUCACUUUAGAAGAUCCUAGACUAACAAAGCUUCACAAACUCUUAGUGGAACAAGGAGAUUUUGAUGGCAGUGAGAAACUCAUAAGCGAAGCAGCACGAGAUGGGUUGUUUCAACAGUACAUCAGCCAACAAGAAUAUAAGCCACAGUGGACACCCAUCAUCCCAUCCCCAACUGGCAGUCGUCAGCAGCCUGGCAUGAGAGGUGGUCACCAAAUGUGUAUUGACACAAAUACUCAGACUAUAUACUUGUUUGGAGGGUGGGAUGGCAACCAGGAUUUAAGUGACUUGUGGUCCUACCAAGUGUUGUCACAAGAAUGGACUUGUAUAUCACGUGAUACUCAUGCAAAGGGAGGGCCAAGUGCACGUUCCUGUCACAAGAUGUGUUUGGAUCCUGAACGUAGGCAGAUAUUCACCUUAGGAAGAUAUCUUGACUCAGCUCUUCGAGUUCCAGAAAACUUAAAAAGUGACUUCUAUAUGUAUGACAUUGAAAACAACAAAUGGACACAAAUCACAGAAGACACAGCUGCUCUUGGAGGUCCCCGGCUAAUAUUUGACCAUCAGAUGGUGAUGGAUGUAGAGAAUCGAAUAAUUUACGUCUUUGGAGGCCGUGUGCUCACCCCCUCACGAUGGGAGGGGUGCGUUGGGGGCUUGGGGCUGGACGAGCGACGCAACAAUACCUACACUCCUAGCGAAGCAAUAUUCUCUGGUCUUUAUUCAUACCAUGUAGCAACUAAUACAUGGACUAAGCUAAGAGAUGAUGACUGUGCAGGAAACGGCACAGGGCCUCAAGAUAUUAAAUCUAGAAUUGGACACUCUAUGCUCUUCCAUAGUGGGACCCGGCAGCUAUUCAUACUAGCAGGUCAGAGGAACAAGGAGUACCUGACAGAUUUCUUUACCUACAACAUAGACUCUGACACUGUAACAUAUAUUAGUGAUGGAUCUGGAAAAGAUUCUGCCUCUGUACCUGCCGCUGGAUUCACUCAGAAAGCAACAAUAGACCCACAGUUAAAUGAGAUUCAUGUUCUGUCGUUGCGUGUGGAUUUGAGGGCUAGGUACUCCACAGGCAGCCACAAAGGACUCAGCAAAGACAAGGAGAAAAGAGAAGAAAAUGUCCGUAAUUCAUUUUGGGUGUAUGACAUAUCUCAGAAUAAGUGGUCUUGUAUAUAUCGUAAUGAGCAAACUGGAGAAACUUAUUGGAAUAAAAUGCAGCAUGUAGAACCCUGUCCAAGAUAUGCACAUCAGUUAGUGUAUGAUGACACUAAAAAGGUACACUACUUAUUUGGUGGUAAUCCAGGGAAGACAUAUCUACCGAAGAUGAGAUUAGAUGAUUUUUGGUCGCUCAGACUUUGCCGGCCUUCAACUGAACAACUUUUUCAGACUUGUGUUCUUCUCAUUAGGAAACACAGGUUUAGUGAACUAGCACGGUCAAACUCUGUCGAAGCUCUCAAGUACCUCCAAACUGAACUAUACAGUGCAGUUGAUCAUGGAAAUCCCUCUCAAGUGCAGGAAUUCCAGGCCCUAGCAACCACUCUCUUCCAGUCGCCAGAAGAUUGCGCCAUGACACACACGCCAUUGCUCCCAAGUGAGGACGACCCAAGCUUAAAGGCAGAAGGGAGUAAUGACCUUGGCUGGGUGCACAGUAGCCGUUCACAGUUAUUCGACCAAUUGACUCAGUUCGUACCAGAGCAUAUGACUCAGCCCAGAGGUAACUUGGUAGACCUCAUACCAUACUGAUCCUAAGCUUUAAUUAUCAAAAAAAAUGAUAUUCCCAGAAUUAUGAUAUAUUUCUCACCUUAUUUAUGUGUCAACACUGGAAGUUUCUUGAUAGUCCAAGGAUUUACAAUGUUGCCUUUCUCCCAAAAUGAUUUAAAUAAACCAUUUUACCUA